Messenger RNA from Phyllopteryx taeniolatus (common seadragon), 2101 nucleotides. It is a transcript of the gene aplnr2, whose product is annotated as apelin receptor 2. The coding region runs from base 214 to 1500 and encodes 428 amino acids. The transcript has 2 exons. Gene Ontology annotation, cellular component: membrane. Gene Ontology annotation, molecular function: G protein-coupled receptor activity. NCBI's taxonomy places the organism in Eukaryota, Metazoa, Chordata, Actinopteri, Syngnathiformes, Syngnathidae. Gene Ontology annotation, biological process: immune response; G protein-coupled receptor signaling pathway. The record is from RefSeq and is a predicted model, not a curated record.
UGAGAGGAGGUGUGUGAUUGUCUAUGGGCGGGAGGGCAUAGGUUGUUUAUAAGACUCACCGUGCACAUCUCAGAGAGAAAACUAGAUAACCAAAGAGAAGCUGAAUUUUCUCUGUCGCACUGGAUUUUAAUUCAAGCUGAUGGAGUGUCUGCAGAUCAGCAGAUCAAAGCCGAGAAGAGCAAACAUCUAAUCCGAGUUUGAAAAACCUUUUAAAUGGAGUCCAACAUGUCAGAUGCAGAGUCCUUAACCUCCCCUUCGCCUUCUCCUUUCUUCCAAUGCGACUACACCGACUGGUCUCCCUCCUUCUCCAUCAUUCCGUCCGUCUACAUGCUAGCCUUUGUGCUGGGUUGCCUAGGCAACAGUCUGGUGCUGUGGGCCUACUUGGACCGAGCCGACAGGAAGAGAAGUCAUCCCGCAGGAUUUCUGAGGCCCUGUUGCCGAACCGACCAGAAGGAUUGUAGGUAUCCGUCCAGAAGAAACACUUCCUCCAGCUCCUCCUCCUCGUCUGCCGGGACCCCGUGCCCGUCCCGCUCCCUAACAGACUCUCUGAUAGCCAGCUUAGCUUUAGCAGACCUCUGCUUCCUGGUGACCCUUCCCCUGUGGGCUGCGUACACGGCCCUGGGGUACCACUGGCCGUUCGGGCAGACGUUGUGCCAGCUCAGCAGCUUCCUCACUGCCCUCAACAUGUACGCCAGCAUCUUCAGCCUGAGCGUGCUCAGUGUGGAGCGCUAUUGGGUCCUGACCGGACACCCGCGUCGCCGGCCCUCCACCCGGGCUCCGAGGGCGCUGGCGGGAUUGUGGGUGUUGGCCGGGUUCCUGGCGCUGCCCGCCUUGCUGCUGCGCUCCGUCCAGGUGGCCGAUUGGGCGGAUGAGUCAGGUUCUAUAGCGUGCCAGAUGGACUACUCCAUGCUGAUCAGAGACGAGCCGGACGAGGACGAGAGAGAGCGUGCCCAGAUGUGGUGGGCGGCGGUCCUGAGCCUCAAGUCCACGCUGCUUGGCUUCCUGUUGCCCCUCGUCGUCCUGCUGGUGUGCUACUGUUCCCUGGCCCGCCUCCUCAGCAGACACUUUGGCCGCGGGCCUCGACCUGACCCCCGGCGCCAGCGUAGGCUACUCAGGGUCAUCGUGACUCUGGUGUUGGCCUUCUUCCUGUGCUGGCUGCCUCUGCACGUCAACAAGACUUUGUCGCUGCUCCUGGAGUUCGGGUUCCUGCCGUACUCCUGCGCCUUGGAUCAGAUCCUGCUGGCGGCGUACCCGUACGUCACCUGCGUGGCCUACCUAAACUCCUGCCUCAACCCGCUGCUCUACGCCGCCUGCGACCAGUCCUUCCGGAAGAGAUGCAGGCAGACGCUCCUGCAGCUGUGCGGAGCACGGAGGAGAAAGGAAAUGGAACGAAGGGAGGCGCAGAAGGAGGACCAGGAGGGGAGCUUAGACGGCCCUACGAGAACACAGGAGGAAACGGCAGACAAAACGCAGGAGGCAGAGAUGGUCACUGAACAGUGAGCGGAAACAGCCAAGAUCUAAAGCAGUCCAUUUCAUUUAUAUAGCACCAAUUCACAACAAAAAUUGUCUCAAGGCACUUUAAACAUUGAGCAUGUCAAGAACCACACUCCUCUUACAAAGGCACAGCCAGAGAAUAUUCUGUCGGGUGGCCAACAUUUUGAUGAUGCCUCUCGAAAAAAAACAGACGCCACCAGGGGUGCAAAUGGUAUCGUUCACGUUCUUUCUUGGUGUCUUGUAGCUCUUUAUAGAUGCGCCGCCUCUCAAAGAAACACAACUCUGGACAAAAACAUACAAUGGGGUGGCCAUCGGGGUUGGCCAUGGGCACCCCAGCCCUCUCUUUGGCUCCGCCCCUGUUCUCAUACAUUUAAAAAAAAACUGAAAACUAACAAAUGAACCCCACAUGAGCAAGAACUUUGCAACAGAGGCAAGGACAAACUCUUUCUAUGGAAGAAAACUCAAACAGAACCCUCUCUGUCUCAGGAACACCAAUAAUGUCACUGGGUCAAUUUGACCAGAGGCGUGUUUGAGCAUCUCCAAGUGUCAGAGACCUCCCCCCCCCCACCCCACCUACCCCCCCCCCCCAAAAAAAAACCCCAAUAAA